AGUGAGACGGCAGUCGUCUAGCGGUCAAGGCUCUGCCAGGCCGGGAUUCAAAAAAAGUAAAUUAUAAAAAGCGCGCGUAACUGUCAAUGUCAAUUGAUAGAUUAAAAAGUAUUUCGUUUUUAUUUUUUUUCUUAUUCCAUUCAGAUAACGAUAAUUUUCUUUAGACAAUAACUGUGUGCGGAAUAAUGCUUUGGUGAUUGUGAACGGAUUCGUUAAACAGAUAAAAAUGCAAAGAUAAUUGCCAAACAGCCAACAUGGGUCCUCCCCUCAACACCUGGCCCUACAGCCACCAUCGAGAACUUAAAAGCGCUAGUGAUAAAAGUAGUUUAGUUAAUAUUGUAGACAAUUUACGUAAUUUAAGUAUAAAUUUUACUUUUAUAUUUAUAUUUAUACAAGUGUUUAUAAAUCUGAGUGCGGUUAGCGCGGGACCCGUGAUACUCAGCUUGGACCAUUUGCGCGGCUCGGUGCCAAUAGCUAGAAACAUAAGGCAUUUACCAUGCAUAUCAAGGAAAACUGCUCAAGAGGGACUCUGCAUGUUCGCGAUAGACUGUCUUAAAGCAAACGGAACUCAUUUGGGAACAUGUAUAGAUAGGUUUUACUUCGGUUCCUGCUGCCAGCUGACAGAUAAAUCUGCUAUACCAAAUAUAGCUGCCAACAAUAUUGAGGAUAACGCCAUAGACGGCGCUAAUUUCGUACAUCCGCUCAUAGACCACAAAAUCCAUAGUCAAACAAGUAAAAAACCCGAUAAAAUAAACGCGAACACAGAUAGAGAGAAUGAAAGACCAAUACAAGAAGAUAUCGCUACUAAGAAACCGUCAACAGUUCAGGAUGUGACUAGCUCUGACAAAAUGGAAUCGAAGUCUGAUGAAACGGUAUCUAUUAACCAUAUAACAAGUGAUAUUAGGACCACAGAAGCUGUCACAGCUGUCAAAGAAGCUACUACACAAUCUAUGAAAGUAUCCGUCAAUGAAGUGACCGAGAUUCCUGUUAAACUGUCAACAUUCCAAACAGUAUCCGCUGCUGGUGACACAGCAACUGCAGCUCCGGAAGCCAAACCCACAAAACCACAAACACCAGAAGUACCAGUCAAACCAACAAGGAAACCGGUGAAACCAACGUAUAAACCUAGACCAUAUAGACCCACGAAUUUCACGAGACCUCCAAUAAGUCCUAAACCGAAACCGACGAAGCCUGUCGCAUUAUUCAAUACAACAAGGAAGCCGCCUUACCGACCGCCCCCGAAACGUAACUCAACCAAAAAACCCCUGCCAUCUCCACCGAGACUUAAUAUAACAAUCAUACCUCAAUCCACGAGUUCACGACCGACAUUUACAAGACCUUCCUCUAGUGUCAUUACAUAUAUCAACUCAACAUCGCCCAAAGUUGAAGAGCCUGCAGAAACAACCAUAAAAACAACUCUAUCAACAGAUACAACAACAUUAAAGACCACAACUACGACAACACCUCCUCCACCACCACCAACAACGACAAUUGCAUCUACUACCACAUCUACAACUACAACUACAACAACUACUACUACUACCACCACAACCCCCCCACCAUCCACAACAACUACACCAAUACCAACAACAAUGAUCAUAACAACAACAGAAUCAAUCCCAACUGCAACAGAACGCGCCACUAUAACAACAGAAAAUAUCGUAACCGAAACUUUACCUAUAGAACCAUCAACGGAGAAAGCAACAGAGAUACCAACAGAAAAAAAUACCGAGCGAAUUACUACAGAACUCGUACCAGAACCAACAGAAGAGAAGGAGAAAGAAACUGUCACUGAAAACGUCACGACAGUUGUCACUGAAAAGGUGACAUUACAGGAUGUCAUUGAAAAAGAUACCGUAAAACCAGCUACUGAAGUUGAUAAUCCUGUGACAACGAAGCCUACCACUGACUACCCUCCCUUUGUAACUUGGACCAACGAGGCAAGUUCAAAAGCACCGGCUACUGUCAGCGACGACUGGUCACCAAUCACACCUCCUGACGGCUGGGUCUUAAUAUCUACCAUGUCUCCCAAACCGGAAACAACAGUGAAACCACAAACAACAGAAACUGAAACAACACAAAAACCAACUUCGGUUCUAACUGAAGCGACUUCAAUUUUAACAUCAACUUCAACCACGGCCUCGCCAACUUCAGGAAUUGAGUUUGUUGUGAAUGUGACAUUGUCCCCUACAACCCCCACUCCCACCUCAAGUAUGGCGCCAACAACAAAUGUCACCUCGGACGAAACACAAACAACAACAACAACAACACUAGCGGCUCUGACUACUAUCGCGAACGUGACAACCACAGAGGCGACAACCACUAUUACAACGACCACAGAAUCUUACAAUAUGUCGAAUUACAAAGAAGUAUGCGGUAGGCGCAUGUGGCCUCAGGCGAGGAUCGUUGGUGGGGCGAAGUCCGGCUUCGGGCAGUGGCCCUGGCAGAUAUCGCUCCGACAGUACAGGACUUCGACCUACCUUCAUAAGUGUGGGGCCGCUUUAUUGAACGAGAACUGGGCGAUCACUGCCGCUCAUUGUGUUGACAGGGUUCCUCCAUCGGAGUUGUUGGUGCGUCUCGGUGAAUAUGAUCUCGCGAACGAGGACGAGCCCUACGGCUUCGCUGAGAGACGAGUGCAGAUAGUAGCCAGCCAUCCUCACUUCGAUCCGGCUACCUUUGAAUAUGAUCUAGCCUUACUGAGGUUCUACGAGCCGGUUACAUUCCAGCCGAACAUUCUUCCUGUGUGUGUCCCUGAUGAUGACGAUUCUUACGUCGGACGAACAGCCUACGUCACGGGCUGGGGACGUCUCUAUGACGAGGGUCCCCUCCCGAGUGUGUUGCAGGAGGUGGAGGUGCCUGUGAUCAAUAACACAGCCUGCGAGAGCAUGUACCUCGCGGCUGGUUACAACGAACACAUACCGAACAUAUUCAUUUGUGCCGGAUGGAAGAAGGGAGGCUCGGACAGCUGUGAAGGCGACAGUGGUGGACCGAUGGUGGUUCAGAGAGCGAAAGACGAUCGCUUCGUACUGAGCGGAGUUAUCUCGUGGGGUAUCGGAUGUGCGGAACCCAACCAGCCCGGGGUCUACACAAGGAUAUCCGAGUUCAGGGAUUGGAUCAACCAGAUACUACGCUUCUAACUUGCUGAACCCUAAUUAAAUGAUCUUGAAGUGUAGUGAAAUUUAUUUUUCGUAUAUUUACGCACGGUUGGACCUGUUCUGUAUUUUUUUUUUUGCUCUGGAUUCUUUUCUGAUAUUUCGGAUUACGGGAACGAAGACAACUAAAAUAAUUAUAUCAAAUCGAAUCUCCGUAAACCUCGAAUAUCUCUGUCUGUCACAUUUACGUUGGACAGCGAAUGUAUUGAGAGUAAAAACAGAAAUUAGAUGCAUAAUAAAAAAAUAUAGACUUUACGAAUAUUUUGUAAGGAAAAUUUAACUAGUAACGUAUACAACGAAUUUAAUUUAGUUAGCUGUUAUUUUGGCGAAUAUUUUUUUAAUUUUUUUUUUUUGUAAUAUAUAUUUAUUUUUUUUAAUUUAAAAAAAAACUAGAUUAAGUUAGGUUAUUGAUAAUGCCGAAUUUUUUUGAUUAUUUUUAUAUAACAUUCCGUCCUUUAAAUAAAUAAAACAAUUUUGUUGUAAAUAAAUGCAUUUAUUAAUAUUUUUUUUAAUAUAAGCCAUAAUUGUAAAACGGUUGAUUUUUUCGACCUCAGUGAGUAUUUAAAUAAACAUCUUUAAAAACAG
This is a messenger RNA of Danaus plexippus (monarch butterfly), 3737 nucleotides long. RefSeq names its product serine proteinase stubble (gene Np). The transcript has 10 exons. Gene Ontology annotation, biological process: proteolysis. Bases 255 to 3137 code for a protein of 960 amino acids. The record is from RefSeq and is a predicted model, not a curated record. NCBI's taxonomy places the organism in Eukaryota, Metazoa, Arthropoda, Insecta, Lepidoptera, Nymphalidae. Gene Ontology annotation, molecular function: serine-type endopeptidase activity.